Molecule: messenger RNA, 1289 nt
Organism: Mytilinidion resinicola
Lineage: Eukaryota; Fungi; Ascomycota; Dothideomycetes; Mytilinidiales; Mytilinidiaceae
Product: Thioesterase/thiol ester dehydrase-isomerase
Exons: 4
Coding region: 191-1171 (326 amino acids)
Cellular component (GO): peroxisome
Source: RefSeq, a predicted model, not a curated record
CCCCACAUCCUUCUUCCACACCCACCCAUGCCCCGACUGUCGAUAUUGCCUAGGUACUCCGAAAACGGCAUGGACUCUCUCGACGUCUUUCCCGCGCUGAGACGGCAUGGGUUCAUAGCUACCUGCUUGUCCUACCCUUUGCCCACGUCGUUGCCCGCAUUUGCUACCCCAAACUUCUCGAAGAUUCCCAAUGACUUCCUCUAGUGACAAGAUCGUCAAAAACGCUUCCGGCCGCUAUGACAACGUUGAUUUCAAAAAGGCCAUAGGGUACAAAUACGCUCCCAUAAAAGCUGCCUACCUUCGACGCGAUAUUCUCCUUUUCGCCAACGCAAUUGGAGUGACCAAAGACGAACUACACUUCCUCUACGAACUGCACCCUAAGUUUGCGGCGUUUCCCACGUUCCCUAUAAACCUAGCAUUCAAACAGGACGACCAAGAUGUGUUCGACUUCAUCCAGCGAACCGUGUCAGCGGAUGUACCCGGCGUCCCCCCAUUCGACCCCAAACGAUCCGUGGACGGCGAGCGUGGCAUCGAGAUCAUUAGGCAGAUACCUACGUCGUCAAAGGGCCUUGACUUGGAGAUCAAUGGCUCAAUCGUUGGCGUGUAUGACAAGGGAGGGAACAUGAUAUUGGAGGCGGAGCACCUACUGCGAGACGCGAAGACCGACACUUUAUACGCGAAAAUGACCAGCACAGCUUUCGGGAUUGGACAAGGCGGAUACGGGGGCCCUCGCGGGCCUGCUACGAAGUCUUAUCCGCCUCCGGAGCGUGCGCCAGAUGCGGUGCAUGUCUUCAAGACGUCGCCGGAGCAGACACUCCUGUAUCGGCUGUGUGGGGACUAUAACCCAAUACAUGCAGAUGACGAGUUUGCGAAAGCUGGAGGAUUCAAGGAGGCUUUCAUGCAGGGCUUGGGUACUUGGAAUAUUGCCGCCCACGGGAUCCUGAGGGAGGUUAGUGGUAGUGAUCCCGCCCGAUUUCGCAGCUUUAAGGCCAGGUUCGCGAACAUCGUGUAUCCUGGUGACGCUUUGGAGACGCGUAUUUGGAAGGUAGGGACAAAAGAUGGUGUGGAUGAGUUCGUUUUCCAAACAAUAGUCCAAUCAGACGGACGUAUUGCCCUAUCUAAUGGUUUUGCUACCAUCAACCAACCAAGUCCUCUGAAGAGCAAUCUAUAGCGUCAAAUCUCUAAAUCAUAUCUUGUUUUCACAUUCAAACUACCUGAGCACAUCAUCUUGAAAAGUCUAUCAAAUAAUCUAGGAUAUAGAACAUCUACAAAUACGAAGGCAACCACUU